AUGCCUCUCUUUGCCACAGUUUUCAAGAAGUCGACACAGCCGCAGUGUUACAAGACGCUCACUCGUUUAACCACAUACAGUGGUUCCAUUCAUGCACUUGCCAUUUCUAAUGAUGGGCGUAUUCUUGCAGGUGGUGGCACGAAGGGCAUGAAGCUCUGGGAUAUUAAUUCUCGCAAGGAACUCCCAUGUUCGUCUCAUCAUGAAUACAGGGGAAUGGUUAGUUGUGCAGUCUGGGCCACAACGAGGCAAACCGCAGCCGCAGUAGAGACCCUCUGUUACGGAACAGGCCUGGGUUAUAUCACAUUUUUGCGACGUGGUCACAUAGAUGAGAUUUGCGCAAGGAGACUUGGAUCAGGUUUUGAGAUUACUUGCCUGUCAUGUCAUCCAACUUCUUCUGAAGGCAACAUACGAAUUGCACUCCAGUCUGUCUUCGCAGUGCAGCUUGAAAAUACAGUACCCAAGUCUGUAGCAUUUGUGGAUAACAGAACCAUCUACAUCUUCGGGCUGUAUGACGGCAAAUUCAUGAAACUGGAGGAAGAAGAUGGUACUAUAGUGGAGGAGAUUAGCUGCAAAUCAAUGAUUUGGACAUCGCAUAGCGCUAUCGCAUAA
Molecule: messenger RNA, 609 nt
Organism: Suillus subalutaceus
Lineage: Eukaryota; Fungi; Basidiomycota; Agaricomycetes; Boletales; Suillaceae
Exons: 6
Coding region: 1-609 (202 amino acids)
Molecular function (GO): protein binding
Source: RefSeq, a predicted model, not a curated record